Messenger RNA from Gossypium raimondii (Peruvian cotton), 1802 nucleotides. RefSeq lists its product as uncharacterized. The record is from RefSeq and is a predicted model, not a curated record. NCBI's taxonomy places the organism in Eukaryota, Viridiplantae, Streptophyta, Magnoliopsida, Malvales, Malvaceae. The transcript has 3 exons. The coding region runs from base 1041 to 1595 and encodes 184 amino acids.
UCUACUAUUUUUCGCUCUUUCAUUUCUUCUUUGUUUUCUUCAUUUCUUUUUGCUCCCCAAAAAGAACCCCUAAUUUGGAUUUGGAUUUGAUGGUUUGUUUGGAUUUGUUUAAAUCCAUUCUUUUAUUUCAAUUUUUUGUCUUAUUUAUAACUAUUUCUUGGGGGGUUCGCUAAUCAAUACUAGUUUUAAAUUGCUAAAAAUCAGGGAAAAUAUCAAUAAAUAGUGAAUCCAUGCGUCUAGUAGUUCUUGAAAUCCCUCCCUUGGGGUUUAAUUUUUUUCUUAUUUAUAUAUAUUUUGGGGGUAAAUAAGUGUAUCCAUGCGCCUAAUUAGAACCUGGGUUUUUCAGUAUGAAAUGCAUGUACUUAUACUAACGCUUUCUUAAGCUUUAUCUUGAAAUGAAAAGAGUAAAAAUAGGAAAUUGUUUAUAAAAUGUUUCUUACGGCUGAUAAUUCAUAUAUUCAUGUUGUUUUCGUGUUAGAGUGAUAAGAAUGUACUUUGAACAUGUAUGAUAUUGAAUUCCUUAAAUUUGGAAAGUCAUGUAUUUGUGUAGUUUUCGUGGUGCAAGAGUAGGAAAUUGUUUGUAAAAGGUUUCUUUGAUGCUUAAUGAACCAUUUUCAUGGAAUAAAUUGUGUCCUUAAGUGAUGAGAAUGUACUUUGAGUAAGUCCCAUAUCGUGUUCUUUAGACCUGGUGAUCUUUGUGUUAUGUUGUAUUCAUGUUAUUUAUUGUCAUAAUGUUUAAGGUGUUAUAUACUUAUAAACUCUCUGCACUCAGUUAUUCAUGUUAUGUACAUUUUGAUACAUUCGUAUAUUCUUGUCUUGUUCGUAUUAUUAUUUGGAUAAAUCUGAUUUUUAUCAUCCAAAAGAAGCAGAAAUCUGCAACAGUACCAACCCAAUAGAAACUAAUAAAAAAAUGAUCUAAAGAUAACUAUUCAUGUUCGUAUUAUUUUUUGUACCAUGUUUUUAGUUGUUUUUCUUUCGUUUGCUUGUAUUGUGUGUUCUUUGCCUGGUAUAAAUAUAAUGCUUCAAAAGGCUUCGACUGAAUGUACUAUAUGUUAUGCUUUUGUCAUGUUUACUAUGUUUUUUUAGAGAGAAUUUUGAACAUUAGUUUUGGCAUUAACCUAAUCAGGGGUUUUUCGGAGUAUAUGAAAUCGGGAGGGGAAUUAGCCUACCAGCAGCUUUGCAGUGAGAUCACGGUAGAGUUCAAUGAUUGCUCGAAACAAGUCCUUGAGAUGGAAUCUCUGUUUUUAAACCCUGAUUACUGCCGAGUUGAUCUAGCUGAGCUGCUCAGAGCCAUUCAAACACAGGAAAAGCAGAAAUUACAUUUGACUGCCACGAUUCAGGUCUUGAAGAAGGCAGGUCGUCCAUCAGAGCGUCUGAUGAACCAUGAGAAUUGCUCAUUUAAGAAGCCAAUGGAGCAUGAAUGUGUGCAUCUCCAGGAGAUAACAGAAGCUGCCGGAACCGAAGAAGCAGAAGCAAAUGCCGAGUAUGAUAAUGCUCUCAAGGAAGCCAUUAGAGGAGUGCAAGAUGCUGUAACUGCCAUUAAUGAACAUUUAGAAGAAGUGAGAUAUGAAAUUGCAGCCCUUGAAACAGAGUAAGUUCACUAUUACAUAACCCAAAGUGUUUAGUCACUCAAAUUAUAUAGACUCCGCAAGGAUUGCAAGAAAAGGGUUCGGGUUCGGGUAAAAGUUGGUGUAAAGUGCAUGUUCUGUGUGCUGGGUUGGGUCAAAUUUAGUCUAAAUUUUUGUGUUUGAUACAUAGGAUUUGGUUGAUGAAAUGUAAGGUUUUAACUUUCCUUUUUUUAA